GGAUGUGAACCCUCGUCAGGUCAGGUCCCAUAACUACUCCUUUUGCUGCUGUCAUGAAGGAUUGAAGGGUAGUGUGAGGGAGUCCUGAACGGGGGAAACCCAAUUCCAUUUCCCUCUAAGGCUCUAACCGGAGCGGUUCUCUCUCGCUCUCUCUAGGCGCAUCUCCAUCAAGAGUCCUCCAACACUACGUCCGGCGCUUCGUUGUUGCGUAUCCCAGUCGUUUGGAUGAUUUGUGAGAUUCAUUCAAAUCACCAAUCCUGAAUAUUCUGUCUCCAAUUAUUGAAACGAAACCAACUCAAGAUUGUACAUGGUCAGUUACUAAUGUCUUUUCCAUAGACAUUCUCUGUCACCAUGUGGACUUUCGCAUCAAAUGCCAUUGGUGGGAGAGUUGGAUCGAAGGACUCUCUAAAAUCAGGUCAUACUGGUUCAGACUGCUCGGAUGAUGAGGUUUCUUCAAAUGCUAGCAGAGAGGAAAGGCUAGAGUGCCCAAUAUGUUGGGAAUCCUUCAAUAUUGUUGAGAAUGUGCCCUAUGUUUUAUGGUGUGGCCACACGCUCUGCAAGAACUGUGUCCUGGGGCUCCAGUGGGCUGUGGUGAAGUUUCCCACUCUACCAGUUCAACUCCCACUUUUCAUUUCCUGUCCAUGGUGUCACUUGUUAUCUUUCCGGCUGGUUUACAGGGGGAUUCUCAAGUUCCCUCGCAAGAACUUCUUUCUUCUCUGGAUGGUUGAGAGCAUGAAUGGUGAUAGGGAGAAAUCUCAUUCAACUUUUUGUGGGGAUCAACCAGUUUGGCCAAACAACAAUUUAUCCCUUGGAGGUCAAGUUAACCAUCGAAACCUCAGGAGGGCUCCGUAUGUGCACCGUCCAGAGCAGUCAGAGCAAGAUCGUGAUCAUGUUAGUUUUGGUCAUUACCUCAAUGUGGAAAGGUUACAUGCAUCCUUACGUAAGUCUCUUGUUUUCUUCGUUCACAUGACAGCCAAGUUCCCUUUGGUCAUCAUAUUUCUUCUGAUCGUGUUGUAUGCUGUACCUGCCAGCGCAGCUAUCUUAGCCCUGUACAUACUUAUAACAGUUCUGUUUGCACUUCCUUCUUUUCUUAUAUUGUACUUUGCUUACCCUAGUUUGGAUUGGUUGGUGAGAGAAAUCAUUGCUUGAGAUGCUGCUGAUAUUGUGAGUUCUGUGAAUGGUACCCUCUGACCAUUUGAAGUGGUGAUGUAAUUUGACGACGUCCCUGUAUUCAAGGUUGAUGUGACUGCCUUUUUUGACCAUUAAAUCCACAAUCCUUUAAUGCAAACCUUGUCGAGGAUCAGGUCCAAUCUCCUGGCAUGUGGCUUUUCUGAUGGUAUUGAAGUCCCAGUGGCAUGAGAAUAUUCGAGGCUGGCUUCUCGUGGUUUGGAAUAUUGGUGGUAGUGACAUUAGGAUCAAACCUCUUUUUUCCCAAUGAAGUGCUACUUAAAUUUGUAAAUGAAACUCUUGUAAACAAAGUGCUUGGGUCAAAUGUGAUUGUUGUGAUGGUAUUUGAUAAUCUACGUAUUGUAUGGACAGUAAAAAUUCCUGUUCUGCCUUUUGUACCAUGUGUGGAUGCACCUUUGUUUGCUGUUCUUGUAAGGAUGAGUAUAUUAGAUAUUUUUGAACAUUGGUGGAUUCACUUCUUAA
This is a messenger RNA of Macadamia integrifolia, 1650 nucleotides long. RefSeq lists its product as uncharacterized. NCBI's taxonomy places the organism in Eukaryota, Viridiplantae, Streptophyta, Magnoliopsida, Proteales, Proteaceae. The record is from RefSeq and is a predicted model, not a curated record. The coding region runs from base 352 to 1149 and encodes 265 amino acids. The transcript has 2 exons.